Acaulospora colombiana is the source of this 345-nucleotide messenger RNA. The record is from the annotation of a GenBank genome assembly. Lineage: Eukaryota; Fungi; Glomeromycota; Glomeromycetes; Diversisporales; Acaulosporaceae.
AUGGAUCAAGUUAGGCAAUACACGUCAAAGGCGGAAGAUGUUCUUGCCACACUCUUUCAACCUCUGAAACCUUAUAUCCCCGCAAUCGCUCGUUUCCUCAUUGUGGUAACGUUUCUGGAAGAUGCGCUCAGGAUAUUUUUUCAAUGGGAGGAUCAGUUACACUACCUAGAGAGAAUUAGGGGAUUUCCUUGGGGAGCGUCACACAUAUUUUUGGCGGGUAAUAUUAUUGAUCUAUCCUCGUUAUCGGGAGAAAAUAUCCAGAAUAUGCAGUUGGGGGUCUUUUCAUUGUUGUCGUCGCCCAAUCUAUUGGAUACGGCCUUUGGAAUGAAGUCAAUUUUCUGUUAA